This is a messenger RNA of Musa acuminata AAA Group (dessert banana), 2061 nucleotides long. Its product is annotated as protein NRT1/ PTR FAMILY 4.4-like. The transcript is spliced from 5 exons. Gene Ontology annotation, biological process: transmembrane transport. Gene Ontology annotation, cellular component: membrane. The record is from RefSeq and is a predicted model, not a curated record. Gene Ontology annotation, molecular function: transmembrane transporter activity. NCBI's taxonomy places the organism in Eukaryota, Viridiplantae, Streptophyta, Magnoliopsida, Zingiberales, Musaceae. Bases 111 to 1931 code for a protein of 606 amino acids.
AGGGGAGCUGUCUCUUGUACAAUUGGUUGUAAUAUUUCCAAGAGAGUCUCUCCUGUUGAGGGGCAGAGGAAAGGAAGUGUUUUUGUGAGAGAUUUUGGAAAAGAGAGAUCAUGGACAUACAGUCAGGUCAGAAUUCCAAUGGGGAUUCCAUGCUUGCUCAAGUCUUUGUUGAUUGGAGAGACAAACCAUGCAGCCCCAAAAAGCAUGGUGGCAUGAGAGCUGCUGUCUUUGUAUUAGCCAUUCAAGCAUUUGAGAUCAUGGCAAUUGCUGCUGUGGGGAACAACCUCAUAACCUAUGUCUUCAAUGAGAUGCAUUUCCCUUUGUCGAAAUCAGCCAACAUAGUGACCAACUUCAUAGGGACUGUUUUCUUGCUGUCCCUGCUUGGAGGAUUCCUCUCUGACUCUUAUCUGGGGAGCUUCUGGACUAUGCUAAUAUUUGGAUUUGUGGAGCUCUCAGGCUUCAUACUCCUAUCAAUCCAAGCACAUCUUCCUCAGCUGAGGCCACCCCCCUGCAACAUGAUCUCCAAGGAGGAUCACUGCAUGGAGGCCAAUGGCUUCAAGGCCACUGUCUUCUUUCUUGCUCUCUACUUGGUGGCCUUGGGCAGUGGUUGCCUGAAGCCUAACAUGAUCUCCCACGGUGCUGACCAGUUUGGGAAAGAUGACCCGGAUCAGUCGAAGAAGCUCUCCACCUACUUCAACACAGCUUACUUCAGCUUCUCCGUGGGGGAGCUCAUUGCUCUCACUGUCCUUGUUUGGGUUCAGACAAGGUCGGGGAUGGACGUAGGCUUUGGUGUAUCAGCAGCUGCCAUGGCAGUGGGGCUUGUCAUCUUGAUCUGCGGUGCCUUCUUCUACAGGAACAAGCCCCCACAAGGCAGCAUCUUUACCCCAAUUGCCAGGGUGUUUGUAGCUGCAUUCACCAAGAGAAAGCAAGUCUGCCCUUCUACUUCUGAAGUGCUCCAGAGAAGCCACAUCGGUCCACCCGAACACCUCGCUAUCAGUGGCCUCGAACCCUCUUCGUUUGUUGGCAACAAGCUCAGGUUCUUGGACAAAGCCUGCAUCAAAGCUCAAGAUGGAUCCAACGUGAAGGAGGGCGCAUGGAGGCUGUGCACUGCUGCAGAAGUGGAGCAGGUCAAGAUCAUCGUCUCGGUGAUCCCCAUCUUUGCAUGCACCAUAAUCUUCAACACCGUCCUGGCGCAGCUGCAGACCUUCUCAGUCCAACAAGGGAGCGCCAUGAACACCCGACCCGCCAAGUCCUUCCAAGUCCCGCCCGCGUCGCUCCAAGCCAUCCCCUACAUCAUGCUCAUCCUACUCGUCCCCCUCUACGAGACAUGCUUCGUCCCUCUGGCCCGAAGGCUCACGGGAGACGACUCCGGGAUCGCUCCCCUGCAGCGCAUCGGUGUCGGCCUCUUCACCGUCACCUUCUCCAUGGUUGCCGCAGCCGUGAUCGAGAAGAAGAGGAGGGAGGCGUACGUCGACUCCGGCGAGCAGCUCUCCAUCAUUUGGAUCGCCCCGCAGUUCCUCAUCUUCGGGCUGUCGGAGAUGUUCACGGCCGUGGGUCUCAUCGAGUUCUUCUACAAGCAGUCAACGGCAGGGAUGCAGUCCUUCUUGACGGCCAUGACCUACUGCUCCUACUCCUUCGGGUUCUACUUGAGCUCCCUUCUCGUGUCGCUCGUGAACAGGAUCACAUCGAGCUCAUCCAGGGAUGGGUGGCUAAGCGACAAUGACCUCAACAAGGAUAGGUUGGACCUCUUCUACUGGCUACUGGCUGCCCUCAGCCUUGUCAACUUCUUCAGCUACCUUCUCUGCUCGAGAUGGUACUCUGGCAGUCGAUCUCUAUCAGCUAAUCCACCACCAUCUGGUCUCCAUGGUGAAGACAACCACCUCAGUUUCACUUCUUCCUCUAAGCAUGUUGCAGCUGAGGCUAUUCUGUAGAGAGCAGUCAUCAUCCCUUCAGUGAUUUUUUCGUCUUUAAUCUUCACUCUUGAUCUUGUACUAAUAUAAGAAGAAAGGGUAAAAAGAAGAAAAAGAAGCACGAAAUUUAUCGUCUUACUUCUUCCCCAAA